GCCCACUCGAGGCUGGCUCAGCUGUGCCCACGGACCGGACAUGUACGCGGGUCGCAAGCGGAGGAAGCCGGUGCCGCGGGCGGUGCAGCCAGCGCCGGCCGAAGGCGGCAGCUCCAACCCCUCCAAGCGGCACCGGGAGCGGCUGAACCGGGAGCUGGAGCGGCUGGCGGGGCUCCUGCCCUUCCCCCGGGAGGUGGUGGCCGGGCUGGACAAGCUGUCGGUCCUGCGCCUCAGCGCCGGCUACCUCCGUGCCAAGACCUUCUUCAGUGUUGCUCUACAGAAUCCUGGUGCCAAAGAAGCAGAGAGUGAUGGAGACUGCAGCAACAGACCAGCUCUGGGUUUGGCAUCUGUGCCAGAGGGUGAGCUGCUCCUACAGGCGCUCAAUGGCUUCUUGCUGGUGGUGACUUCAGAAGGAUUGAUAUUCUACUCCUCGCAUACAAUUCAGGACUAUCUGGGAUUUCACCAGACAGAUGUCAUGCACCAGAGUGUCUUUGAGCUGAUCCAUGCAGAGGACCAACAGGAAUUCAGACGCAAUCUCCACUGGGCCCUCAACCCACCCCAUGCUCCUGAGGAUGAGCCUUCUCCAGAAGGAGGGAAGAGUCGUGGCUCUUCUGCUGUCACCUACAAGCCAGACCAGCUGCCCCCUGAAAAGUCCUCCUUUCUGGAAAGGAGCUUCGUGUGCCGGUUUCGUUGCCUCCUGGAUAAUUCAUCUGGCUUCCUAGCGUUAAACCUUCAAGGCAGGCUGAAAUUCCUUCACAGACAGAACAAGAGGCCUGAAGAUGGGUCUCCACUGACACCCCAGCUCGCUCUCUUUGCUAUCUCCACCCCCUUGCAGCCUCCAUCCAUCCUGCAGAUCCGAACCAAGAACAUGAUCUUCAGGACAAAGCACAAAUUGGACUUCACCCCCUUGGCAUGUGAUGCCAAGGGGAAGAUCGUUUUGGGCUACACCGAGGCGGAGCUGCGGAUGUGUGGCACCGGUUACCAGUUUGUCCACGCUGCUGACAUGCUGUACUGUGCUGAGAACCAUGUCAGGAUGAUGAGGACGGGUGAGAGUGGUCUGACAGUCUUUCGCCUGCUGACGAAGCAGAACCGCUGGAGGUGGGUGCAGGCCAACGCGCGGCUCGUCUACAGGAGCGGCAAACCUGAGUACAUCGUGGUCACGCAGAGACCCCUUGUAGAUGAAGAAGGAGGAGAGCACCUCCAGAAACGGUCCAUGCAUCUUCCCUUUACCUUUGCUACAGGAGAGGCACUCUUAUACCAAAGUGCUUACCCUCUCCCAAGCUUCCCUGACCCUUCUCAGAGCAAAGGGAAAACCAACAGGGCCAGGAAGGCCUCCCACAGGCAUGGAGGAUGCUCCCAGAAAGAUGGCAUUGACCCCAGUUCUCUGCUGGGUGCCAUGAUGCAACAGGACACAGCAGCGUAUGUCUCCCAUCCAGCUCCCACACCUAACAGCUCCUUCAGCAGCAGUUUUGUGGACCACGUGGAGGAUGUGUCCUUGCUGGAUGCAGGAAGGGAUGCUCAGAGUAUGGACACUGUUCCAGCUUCUUCAAAGAGAGACAGCCUCAAAGACAAACUUGUGGGUUUGCAGCAGGACAGCUCUGUCUUGGCCACUCUGGACUCACUCUCAAUUAAAAGUGACAUGAGCUGUUCUAACAACAAGCUCUUCAGUGAGCUGGAGGGAUUGGGGCUGAAUGCUGAGGGCCUGGACCUCCUGCUGCUGGAUGAGAAAAUGGUGAUGGUCAAUACAGACCCUGAGCACACACCAACCCUGAGCGACGGCCUCACCAGCAAUAAGGUUCUCUCCCACAUCCACACCACUCUGGUGAACAACUACAACGGAGGACAACAGGUCUGUCCUCUGCCAGGCACGUCCCCAAGCCCACACGGAGGGACUGCAACAUACCAGGGCCAUGUGGAGGACCUGCCCCAGCCUGGGGUACAGCCCAGCACUGCCCCAAGCCAAACCCCUGCUCCGUGCUGGGAGCAGCUGCUGCCAGGGCAGGCUGAGGAGGAAGAAGCAGCUGAUGGCUUGCAGUGGAGGUCGCCUGGGGGAGAAGCUCUGCUCUGCUUCCUCCAGAAGGCACAAGGCACCUCAUGGGACAGGGUACCCACUUCACCUCUGGGAAGCCACCAGGAGAUGCUUGGGGCUCAGCAGCUGGAGAGUGACCUUAUGAUGAUGCAUCCCAGCCAAGAAGAUCCUCUCCAGUCGUUCUCCCUGCCCAGCCCAUGGCAGGGCUGUGUGGGACCACCCAGCCAGCUGAAACACUGUCACUUGCCAAACAAUGGGUUGUGCAUCCACAGCCCUGGCUCUGAUCCACAGCUCCUGCCUGGCAGCAGCCCCGGCCCCUGGCAGGGCUGUGUCUCCCAGCUCCUAGGCUCCCCAUCUCAGCCUGGUUCUUCUGGCAGCAGCCAAGACUUCAUCUCCCAGCACCAGGGCUGUUUGGACACAAGGCCUGGGGAACCCAUGGCACACUUCAGCCUGAAUGGAUUAUGCAGCAUGGAAACUGCCAGCAGUGAGAGGUCCAAGGAAGAGAUGUCUCCAUACUCCAGUUUUUUCCCCCGUUCCUCAUACCAGCUUAUUCCCAAGAAGCAUCCCAGCCCUGUUCUCUCCAUGGCCCAGCACCCUUUCCCAAGCUCAUCUGCAGAGUGCUUUGGGAGCAUCAGCAGCCUGUUGGACACUCCAGUGAGCUCCUAUGGGACAUAUGUGCUGAGCCAGGAGAGCAGGCACAGGCCUGGAAGUGGCUGUGUUCUGCCCAACGUUCCCAUGAGACCCCCUGGAGACCUCCCAGUGCUGGGGGGGAGCCCAGUUCCCCCUCACCAUCUGCAUCCUCAGACAGAAGCAGUGCCAGGUCACCCUCAUGCCUCCAGCAGUGACUUCUGCCUCUAGGAGCCAAAGUCUGGAGCAGACUGUUCCCUGGGGAAGGAGCUGCCUUCAUGAUGCAGAAAACAAACCUUUCCCUUUCCAUGUGUCCUGCCAUUGCUCUUGAUGCUGGUUGCUUUGGCUCAGUGGUUUUUUGUUUGUUUAUUUGUUUUUUAAUAUAAUUUUACCAACUUCCCACCAUCCUGCCCCAUCUGAGACUCCAUGUGCUGGUCCUGGGGAUGUGUUCCAGGCUUGGGGAGGGGAGUGGGGCUGGAGGGCAUGACAGAGAGCUGGGCCAGGAGGUGGAUCAAACAAUGCAAGCAGCCUCAUCUUUUCCUUGUGGUGUCCCAAAGUUGUGUCUUGGCCAGUUGGAGGAUCUCAGAUCGCAUUUUCCUUUGCUGUGUCUCAUCCUAACUACCC
This is a messenger RNA of Calypte anna (Anna's hummingbird), 3280 nucleotides long. Its product is annotated as aryl hydrocarbon receptor. NCBI's taxonomy places the organism in Eukaryota, Metazoa, Chordata, Aves, Apodiformes, Trochilidae. Gene Ontology annotation, molecular function: protein dimerization activity; transcription cis-regulatory region binding; nuclear receptor activity. Gene Ontology annotation, cellular component: nucleus; aryl hydrocarbon receptor complex. Gene Ontology annotation, biological process: regulation of transcription by RNA polymerase II. Bases 41 to 2887 code for a protein of 948 amino acids. The transcript is spliced from 11 exons. The record is from RefSeq and is a predicted model, not a curated record.